AAUUAGGGCUUUAAAUUUUAUUUUAUUUUGCAAUCUUUCUUUCUUCUUCCUCCUCCACAUUCCCAUGGCCUUCCACAACGGUUCUAUGAUCCCUGCUCUUGCCUACGCCAAUUAUCCACCGACAAUGGAGGCGCAACCCUCUACGGCGGCGAUUCCCCGGAAAUCUGAACGACGGCGGGGAGAAUUCCCGGCGGUUGUUGAAACAGAUCAAAUUACGAUCGGUCAAUCUAAGCAGCCGCAGUUUCUGAAAUCAAUCGACGAUUUGGCUGCGUUUUCAGCUGCGGUGGACGCUUUCAAACGCCAAUUCGAUGAUUUGCAGAAGCACAUCGAGUCAAUUGAAAACGCAAUCGAUUCAAAACUCAAGAGUAACGGCGUUGACAUCGCCGCUUCUUCCGAUUUCCAUCAGCCGUUAUCGCCACCGCGGAACAAUGCUUCUGUAGAACCCACCUUGACUGUGAGACAAUCGUUUCAGGAUCCUGUACCGGCGAUUUCAGAUAAAUCGGAAGGGGAACGUUUGUGUGAGUCAAUGUGUAGCAAAGGUCUGCGCAAAUACAUCUACGGGAAUAUCUCUGAUCGAGCUAAGCUACUGGAAGAGAUUCCUGUAGCUUUGAAGUUGGCUAAGGAGCCAGCCAAGUUUGUCUUCGAAUGUAUUGGCAAGUUUUACUUACAAGGGCGUAGAGCUUUUUCUAAGGAUUCGCCUAUGAUCUCUGCGAGACAUGUUUCGCUUCUCAUUAUGGAGUCUUUUCUUCUAAUGCCUGAUCCUGGUGAAGGGAAGGCAAAGAUGAAGAUUGAGACUUCUGUUAAAGAUGAGGCGAAGGCGGCUGCUGUUGCGUGGAAGAAAAGACUGAUUGGUGAAGGAGGAGUAGCUGCGGCAGAGCUAAUGGAUGCAAGGGGUCUGCUUUUACUGAUUGCUUGUUUUGGUGUUCCUUCAAACUUUAGGAGUAUGGACCUGUUGGAUUUGAUACUGACGUGUGGGUUUAAUGAGAUUGCGGGUGCUUUGAGACGGUCACCUUUUCUUACCCCUAUGAUUUCAGGUAUAGUUGAAUCAAGUAUCAAGCGUGGAAAGCAUAUUGAAGCUCUUGAGAUGGUGUAUAACUUUGGGAUGGAGGAUAAGUUUUCAGCUUCUACAGUUCUAACUUCAUCCUUAAGGAUGAGCAAGGAGUCAUUUGACAAGGCAAAACGAAAAGCCCACUCACCAUUGGCAUUUAAAGAGGCGACUGAAAAGCAGCUAGGUACACUAUCAUCAGUGAUGCAGUUUAUGGAGACUCACAAAUUAGACCCCGCAAAAGAAAUACCAGAGUGGCAAAUCAAAGAGGAAAUUGUUAAGCUGGAGAAUGACACUCUUCACCUCAAUAGAGAGAUGGAAGAGAAAGCAAGAUCCAUCAGUUUAAUGGAGGAAGCGGUACUUACCAAGAGAUUGUAUAACCAACAGAUGAAACGUCCGAGGUUGUCACCCAUGGAAACGCCACCAGUAGCUUCUUCAUCAUAUUCUCCUCUGUACCGUGAUCGAACCUUUCCUAGUCAAAGAGACGAAGAUAGAGAUGAAAUAUCAGCUCUUGUGAGUAGUUACCUUGGCCCGUCAUCAUCUUUUCCUCAUCGCUCAAGUCUCAGAAGAUCCCCUGAAUAUAUGGUUCCACCUGGUGGUUUAGGAAGAAGUGUAUAUGCAUAUGAACAUCUGCCUCCAAAUUCAUACUCUCAGGCUAACGGACAGAGAGUUCCUCGGCAGUACUCUCCGGUUCAUGGACAGAGACAUCCACGGCAGUACUCUCCUCCAAUUCAUGGACAAGAGCAACAAAUACCAUAUGGUCUUCAAAGGAUUUACAGACAUUCACCAUCUCAAGAAAGAUAUUUGGGUUUAUCCAAUCACAGGUCUCCUCGUAGUAACUCAUCACUAGACCACACAUAGGAGGAAUGUAAAUGCUUUUUGUUUUUGUUUAAGGUAGUUUAUUUUUUCCCCACAAUAGUCAAAAUUUAAAAGUUAAUUUUUAAGGCCUCUGAAUGCAAAAAAUGUUGGCUCUCUGUAAUUGACAUUUCAGAUGCUAAUGUUAUAUGCUUCACAGGUUUUUAGUCAA
Camelina sativa (false flax) is the source of this 2072-nucleotide messenger RNA. Its product is annotated as protein FRIGIDA-like. NCBI's taxonomy places the organism in Eukaryota, Viridiplantae, Streptophyta, Magnoliopsida, Brassicales, Brassicaceae. The record is from RefSeq and is a predicted model, not a curated record.